Molecule: messenger RNA, 1257 nt
Organism: Megachile rotundata (alfalfa leafcutting bee)
Lineage: Eukaryota; Metazoa; Arthropoda; Insecta; Hymenoptera; Megachilidae
Product: U6 snRNA phosphodiesterase 1
Biological process (GO): U6 snRNA 3'-end processing
Cellular component (GO): nucleus
Molecular function (GO): 3'-5'-RNA exonuclease activity
Source: RefSeq, a predicted model, not a curated record
AGAAUCUUAUUAUAGUAUUCUCAUGUGAUUAGAGCGCUUUUGAGUUUAUUGUUCAACAGAUUAUCAUCAGAUAGUAACUUAACCUCUCGGUAGUGCUCACAAGUAAUUGAAAUAAAUCCUUUACAAACAUAUAUUUUAAUUUGAAAUUAAAUACAAAUUAUAUUUUAUGUAGUUAAAAAUUGUUUUCAUACGGAAAAAUGUUUGAACAAUCAUUGUGACAGGAAGAAAAGUUUAUUACUUUCAUAAUGAGGUUAUAUAACCUCAAAAUAUAAAAGAACAUAAAUGUAAAUAAUUGUAAAUGAACAAUGUCAGGUUUAAAUUUACUGUGUACGUAUACCUCUGAUUCUGAAGAUGACGAAUUUAAUAAUGAUAGCCACAAAUUUAACGAAGUUUCUAAACGUCUACCUUUGCCUGGAUGUAUAGCAUCGUGGAAAGGUGUUCCACAUCAUGAAGAAGUUGAUGAUGAUCCACUUCAACAUGAGGGACGAACAAGAAGCUUUAAACAUGAACGUGGUAAUUGGGCUACAUUAGCCUACAUUAACUAUGAACCCAGUGAUACUAUGAUAUCAUGGAUGUUUUCAAUAUUGGAAGAAAUACCAGUUAAGAGUAACAUAUUUUCAGAACAGUUUCAUAUUAGUGUAACAAGAACCUUAAUUUUGAAGUUUCAUUGGAUUGAAUCCUUCGUAGAGGAAGUCAAAAAACUAUGUGAACAGACACAUCAGUUUAAUCUGGAACUUCUGAAUAUACGAGCAUACACAAAUGAAGACACGACACGCACGUUUCUUGGAAUAGAAUGUUUUGAGUCAAAAGGAAUACUCAAUAAUUUUGUGAACAAUCUUAAUAAUAUUCUUGCUGAAUAUGAAUUACCACCCUUUUAUGAAGACUCAUCUUAUCAUGUUAGUUUCCUAUGGUGCCUCGGUAAUGAAGUAGCAAAUUUGAAUAAUCAUUUAUACAACUUAACCACAAAACUAAAUCAAUUUUUGGCUGAUCAUGAAGAAGAAAGGAACAUAAAUGUUACCACGAUACACUUGAAAAUCGGAAACAAAUUAUACGCAUUCAAGCUAAGUUGAUAAAUAUUUUUCUUAUUACAGGGUUAAGCAUGAAACGUAACUCUAAAAGUAGCAGAAAUAAUUAAGAUGAUUACGUUUCAUGGUUCACUCAUCAUGUGUAAAAAAUUUAAGUAAGAAUCUUAAGUAACUUACAUAUAUUAUUUAUUAAUAAUAAAAGGUACAUUCCAAAUAAUGAAUACACCUUCUU